GACGAAUCAGAGUCUGUCAAGGACGAGAGCUUGCCAACCUCGUCUGCCGCCACCAAGCUGGGUGAGGCAGCGCACUUGCUGGCCAUCCUGUCUGGCUGGAAGGUGAAAGAUAUGCCGUGGCUGUCGCCAUGGGAGUCGAAGCUGAAGCAGGCGAUCGCGGAUUUGACCAAGGUGAACAAGGACUUGACGUCCAUC
This is a messenger RNA of Prorocentrum cordatum, 195 nucleotides long. The record is from the annotation of a GenBank genome assembly. Lineage: Eukaryota; Dinophyceae; Prorocentrales; Prorocentraceae.